UGGAAGAUUCCCCAAGGAGGUGGGCUUUUGAGAGAGUGUGGAAUGCAAUUCAAGCUACUCCUGCCUCGAAGGGAAUGCUUAAAUUCUCAAAGGAUUUUUCAUUUGAUAUAUAUUCUUUCAAAGCAUUUUUAAAUUAAAGAUAAAGUAUAAUUACAUUAAAGAGAAUUUCCUACAGAAACUGCAAUAGAACUUUUAAAAGUUCUGCUUUAGACUGCGUAACGUGAUAAGUGGACCAUUCAGAAAUACUAAACGAGCUCAUCUGACUAGAUUAUUAUAUUGACGAUAUAUAACACACAAGUCAAGGGGCUUUAUUUGAAUUAAGUUGGCUAUAAGAUUGUCAUUGGAAAAAAACAGGAAAACAAAACAAAACAAACAAACAAACAAACAAACAAACAAACAAAAAAACCCAGCCAUCUCAUGUACCAAUCUCCUUCCAGCCCCUUCUAAGGUCGAACCCGGUUUCACCCAUGGUUCCAAUUAGCGCCUCUCCGGCGAUAUGCAUAUUAUUAACCUGGAUAGAGAAGAAUACAGCCUUGCUUCCUUGAUCGUGUCACACUGUAACACUGACAUAUACAACAAAAGUUCCCUAGAAAAGCAGAGGGGGCGGGGUGAAGGCCCAGGGCGCUUGCGCUCUAGGUGAAACAUUUAGGAAGGUAACAGAAGCUGCCUUCCUUCGAAAAAUGAUGAGUUUAAUUUAAAAAAAAAAAAAGGAAUUAACAAGCUGUGUCGUGCGCUGCACAUGAUCAGCCAUGCUUGCUAAGUCUGUCUGUUGGCUGUUGCUAUGGCUACGGAAAGCCCGUGGAACCCAGUGAGCUGUCUGCAGAGGCGCUGAGAGGACCAGCCAUUUUACUUAGGGAAAGCAGUGUGGCAUAAAGCCUUUCUGUGGAGGAAGCAUUUUUUUGAAAAAAAGAAAAAUCUUUGGAGAGAAGAGAGCCACAGUGAGCACGCUAGUGCACAAUUAUUGCAGCCACGUGUGCCCGCAAGCUGGCCCUGCGACAAGCUGUUGAGUGCUGUUGCAAUUAGCUGAUUGGAGAACGGGGACUGCAGGGUGAUAAUGCUGCGUCUCCGCUCGCGGGCACCAGGAAAGGGUUUUGUCUCGGGAAGGCAAGUCUUCCCUGCACAGUUAUCUCAGCAGCUCCCUAGCUGAAGAGAACUGGGGGCUCUAAAGGGAGGGGGUCGCACUGUGCGAGCACAGAUUCUGUGCCAGGCUGUUGCUUAUGAGCCGCAGGUCUGGGAAAGCAGGUGUGUGCUCGGACGGGCACUGGGCUGGAACGCAGGCGGCGGCUCUCGGGUUCACCUGCUUCCUGUUAACAGACUGUUGGCUCACAGAGCAUCUGCUCUUACACGCUGAAGCUGCGGCUGAGAAAGGGGUUCCCGGCAUCCCACUUGACUGACGGAGGCACUUGGAUUGGACUUAAUCUUAAACCUCUGGAGGUCAAGACCUUUUAAAAAGGGCUAAAUAAACAAUCUACAUGUAAAAGGCCAGCGACUCCUACUUCCUCUGUUGGAGCAACUGUGAAGUCCAGCCUCUUCUAGGAAAACUGAAGACUUUAAUAACACACCGUUCAAGGUGAAAAUGAAUACAGAUAGCGGUGGGUGUGCUCGCAAACGUGCCGCCAUGUCUGUCACGUUAACAUCUGUGAAGAGAGUUCAAAGUUCUCCAAACCUAUUGGCUGCAGGGCGUGAGUCUCACUCUCCAGACUCAGCUUGGAGAUCUUACAAUGGUCGAAAUCCAGAGACACUGAACGGAGAUGCCACAUAUUCCUCUCUUGCAGCAAAAGGUUUUAGAAGCGUUCGACCAAACCUGCAAGACAAAAAGUCACCAACCCAGGCACCCCUUCCGCCAGUCAGGAAGGGGAGCUUUGACAGUCAGUCCCUGAUAACCAAUCAGUCAAAGGGUGACAUUUUAGACUCAUUAGGAACUAACAAACUCACUCCAUCAUGUACAGAGGACUUUACUAACCUUAAACCUCUCCAAGGAACUACACGUUCUAGUGAGGAUUCUAACCAGACAUUAAUGUAUUCUGAGGAAUCCAGCACGACUGUGUCAUACACACAGAAAAUCACUAGACCACUACCGGCAUCCCCCAGGGCCAGCCCUGCACACUUUGGAGACAUCAACACUCCAUUUCUACAACAAGACUACACACAAGAUUCUCAAACUCGAAGAAUUUCUACCUUGAAGCUAACCCCUAACCAGGACCAAGGAAGUAGUUUUCCCCUUAACACACCACAGUUUCCACAACCCACUGGCAGUCCAUCAUUUCUGCCAAGGUCUUGCUCACCAAGCCCUAACCCAGACACACACACAGCGUCCCUUUCCAUUCGGAUAGCCCCCUGUUCAGAACACCAUCUUGAGAGCCACAAACAGUUCCCUGAGCUUCCGCCAGAGCCUGCGAAGAUGCCUCUUCAGCAGGAUAGACAAACGCCUUCAGAUGCCACCGCCUGUCAGUCUCCAGCGAGCCAUAUCACUAUCAACGGCAACUCUGGUGGCGCCGUGAGUCCAGUGAGUUACUAUCAGAGGCCAUUCUCCCCUUCUGCAUACUCCCUCCCAGCCUCACUCAACUCCAGCAUUAUCAUGCCACACGGCAGGUCGCUUGAUUCUGCGGAGACAUAUUCCCAGCAUGCCCAGUCGCUAGACGGCACCAUGGGAAGCUCCAUCCCACUCUACAGAUCCUCCGAGGAAGAGAAGAGGGUCACAGUCAUCAAAGCCCCGCAUUACCCAGGGAUCGGCCCUGUGGAUGAGUCUGGAAUCCCCACAGCCAUUAGAACGACAGUUGACCGGCCGAAGGACUGGUACAAGACAAUGUUUAAACAAAUUCACAUGGUACACAAGCCGGAUGAGGACACAGACAUGUAUAAUACUCCUUACACAUACAAUGCAGGUCUGUACAACUCGCCCUACAGUGCUCAGUCACAUCCUGCUGCAAAGACCCAGACCUACAGACCUCUUUCCAAAAGCCACUCGGACAAUGGCACCGAUGCUUUUAAGGAGGCACCCUCACCAGUGCCUCCCCCACACGUUCCACCACGACCAAGAGAUCAGUCUUCAACAGAAAAGCAUGACUGGGAUCCCCCAGACAGAAAGGUGGACACCAGGAAAUUUCGAUCGGAGCCAAGGAGUAUUUUUGAAUACGAGCCUGGGAAGUCAUCCAUCCUGCAGCACGAAAGACCCCCCCCUCUCCCAACAACUCCGACACCUGUUCCCAGGGAACCCAGCCGGAAGCCUCUCCCAGUGUCACCCUCAACAGAUGGCCUGCGUAGCCCUUCCCCUCCGCCCAGGAGCUGUGUCCCCGCACCCCGUCUGAGUGCCCCAGAUCUCUCUCCCACCGGGACGGGUCGCAUAAAUCCAGCUGACAUAGAUUUAGAAAAUGAACCCUGGUAUAAAUUCUUUUCAGAACUGGAGUUUGGACGUCCGCCCCCUAAAAAGGCUCUGGAUUAUGUUCAAGAUCAUUCUUCCGGUGUGUCCAAUGAGGUCUCCGUCUACCAGUCUUCCAUAGACAGAAGCUUGGAAAGACCCAGCAGCUCUGCAAGCAUGGCGGGUGACUUUAGAAAACGGAGGAAGAGUGAACCUGCAGUGGGCCCGCCCAGGGGCUUGGGGGAUCACAGUUCAAGCAGGACCAGCCCCGGCCGGGCAGACCUCCCAGGAUCAAGUUCCACCUUUACCACGUCUUUCAUUAGUUCUUCUCCUUCCUCUCCCUCGAGAGCACAAGGUGGGGAUGAUAGCAAAAUGUGUCCGCCCCUUUGCAGUUACUCGGGGCUCAAUGGCUCGCCCUCUAGUGAGUUAGAGUGCUGCGGCGCUUAUAGAAGGCACUUGGACGUCCCCCAGGACUCUCAAAGGGCCAUCACUUUCAAGAACGGCUGGCAAAUGGCCCGGCAAAAUGCAGAGAUCUGGAGUAGCACUGAAGAGGCGGUUUCCCCCAAAAUCAAAUCACGAAGCUGUGACGAUCUCCUGAAUGAUGACUGCGGCAGCUUCCCAGACCCUAAAACCAAGUCAGAAAGCAUGGGUUCUCUGUUAUGUGACGAAGGCUCCAAAGAGAGCGACCCCAUGACGUGGACUUCCCCCUACAUCCCGGAAGUGUGCGGGAACAGCAGAUCUAGGCUCAAACAUAGGUCAGCCCAUAACGCCCCAGGCUUCCUCAAAAUGUACAAGAAAAUGCACCGCAUCAACCGCAAGGAUUUGAUGAACUCGGAGGUCAUUUGCUCUGUGAAAUCCAGGAUCCUUCAGUACGAGAAGGAACAGCAGCACAGGGGGCUGCUCCAUGGAUGGAGCCAGUCGUCCACCGAGGAGGUGCCCAGGGACGUGGUACCCACUCGCAUCUCGGAGUUUGAGAAGCUGAUUCAGAAGUCAAAGUCUAUGCCCAAUCUAGGAGAUGAAAUGUUAUCUCCUGUAACCCUAGAACCCCCACAAAAUGGUUUGUGCCCCAAGAGGCGAUUUUCUAUUGAGUCUCUGCUGGAGGAGGAAACUCAGGUCCGACACCCUUCUCAGGGUCAGCGAAGCUGCAAGUCGAACACCCUGGUACCCAUCCACAUCGAGGUCACCAGCGAUGAGCAACCUAGAACACAUAUGGAGUUUUCCGACAGUGACCAAGAUGGGGUUGUGUCUGACCACAGCGACUACGUCCACGUCGAAGGGUCGUCCUUUUGUAGUGAAAGUGACUUCGACCACUUUUCAUUCACAUCCUCUGAAAGUUUCUACGGAUCCAGCCAUCACCACCACCAUCACCACCACCAUCACCGACACCUCAUCAGUUCCUGCAAAGGCCGAUGCCCCGCUUCUUACACUCGAUUUACCACGAUGUUAAAACACGAAAGAGCUAAGCAUGAAAAUAUUGACCGACCCAGAAGGCAAGACAUGGAUCCUGGCCUAUCUAAACUCGCGUUUCUAGUCAGCCCUGUGCCUUUCCGAAGGAAAAAAGUUUUGACUCCCCAAAAACAAACUGAGCAGGCAAAAUGCAAAGCCUCGGUAGUUGAGGCUCUGGACUCUGCCCUUAAAGACAUUUGCGACCAAAUAAAAGCUGAAAAGCGGAGAGGAAGCUUGCCGGACAACAGCAUCCUGCACAGGCUUAUUAGUGAACUGCUGCCACAGAUUCCUGAAAGGAAUUCAUCUCUUAAUGCUCUAAAAAGGAGCCCCAUGCACCAGCCUUUCCACCCACUGCCUCAAGAUGGUGCUAUUCAUUGUCCCCUGUACCAAAAUGAUUGUGGGAGAAUGCCUCACAGUGCCUCUUUCCCAGACGUGGACACGACCAGCAGCUACCACGCACAGGACUAUGGUAGUGUGCUGAGUCUCCAAGAUCACGAGUCCCCUAGAAGUUACUCGUCUACUCUGACUGACUUGGGAAGAAGUGUAUCACGGGAACGAAGAGGAACUCCAGAAAAAGAGGUAAAAUUGCCUGCAAAAGCUGUCUAUGAUUUCAAAGCUCAGACUUCUAAGGAGCUGUCAUUUAAGAAAGGAGACACCGUCUACAUCCUCAGGAAAAUUGACCAGAACUGGUAUGAGGGGGAGCACCACGGAAGAGUGGGCAUUUUCCCAAUCUCAUACGUAGAGAAACUAACACCCCCAGAAAAAGCGCAGCCCGCGAGACCACCACCCCCAGUCCAGCCGGGAGAGAUUGGAGAAGCCAUAGCCAAGUACAACUUCAAUGCAGACACAAAUGUGGAACUCUCCCUGAGAAAGGGUGACAGGAUUAUUCUUCUCAAAAGAGUUGAUCAAAACUGGUAUGAAGGUAAAAUCCCAGGAACCAACAGACAAGGCAUCUUCCCUGUCUCCUACGUAGAAGUUGUCAAGAGGAACACGAAAGGUUCUGAGGAUUACCCCGACCCUCCUCUACCCCACAGCUACUCCAGUGAUAGAAUUUACAGCCUAAGCUCCAAUAAGAUACUGGUCUUGAUGCUUAGUUUAAAAAGAAAGGAAACUCUUUUGAGAGUUCAGUGCACUGGGGAUUCCUACCAAUAUUUCUCUUACAAGCCACAGCGUCCUGUGUUCUCUCACGAAAACAUUCAAGGUGGAGGAGAACCGUUUCAGGCUCUGUAUAACUAUACUCCUAGGAAUGAAGAUGAGCUGGAACUCAGAGAAAGUGAUGUCGUAGAUGUCAUGGAAAAGUGUGAUGACGGAUGGUUCGUGGGAACUUCAAGAAGAACCAAAUUCUUUGGUACUUUUCCUGGAAACUAUGUCAAAAGGCUGUGACUCACCUCACUCCUAAUUUAUGCCACAUUUCAGCCACACAUCUGCAUUAACCCACCUGAAACAUCCCAGGAGGCCUGUUGCUGCCUCGCCUUAUGGUUUCCAAUAGGCCAUUACCAUCUCCAUCUGCUGCCACCAAAUCACCAGCAGAGGGACUGCCGCUGUGAGCCUUAGGGAGGCUGGGAGCCUUAGAGAAAAGUGGCAAAACUUACACCCACAUAAAUAUUCAGUCUCCUGCUUUCUGCCCUGAACUUUGAAAUGCCUGUAUAUGGAAUCAGAAUGAAAAUGAUCAUACUUUCAAAAAAGUGAAAUAAUUAAGGAAGAAAGAAAGAGAAAAGAAAUAGAGAGACUCUUCAGGAGGCUGUCUGGCCUCAUGGCUGAAUCUCCACCUCUCUGGAAGGUGUACUGUCCUCAGGAAGCCUGAAGAUUGUUUUUUUCUGAAAUGCUAUGGUUCCAGUUCUCACUCUCAUCUAGGCGGUAUAUUUUCCUUUCACGAGUUUGCCUAGCGCUCGGGUUUACACUACAUGACAACUAUACUUCGGCUGUUGUUUGCUUGCACUUAUUAUUCCUUGUUUCAUGCACAGUGAUCACAAAAUCCAGAGUGCCUAGGGAAGGUUCACUGGUUCCACUGGUUCGAGUGUGAUUUUUGUUGACUGCAUUAUAUUUUCACACGGGGAGAGGGGUCUUUCCCCUGCCCACUUUUUUGUGCUUAUUAGAAGUGCAAACAGUGAGCAACUGAGAGCUCAGCCACACCACAGGACAAAUCGUGUUGUGAAUUCGCAUUGCUGUUUUGUGUAUUAAGGUGUAAUCAUCAGCUUCAUGGACAACAAGCUAUUAGUGAUUUCUUUACCUGUUAAAACUUACAGGCAGUGCUAGUGAGUUAGGCAGAAAGAUGACAGUAAUACCAGUAGGUGAGCUUCACUGCGUGCAUGCUCACACGUUUGAGAUUGUAUGAGGACAUAUAAUUCAUAUGCUAUGUUGUACAUUUUAUGGAAAUAUAAGAGAAUCCCACAUUAUUUUAUAGAGUACUUCAGGAGCAUCCUAAGUGUUAAGGCUGGCUUUAGCAAGGAUUAUGAUCAAUACAACUAUUUUUACUACAAUAAUUAUUUUUCUUCUAUGAGACCCAGAAUCCUGACUCCACUUGCAGACAGGAAUAUAUAUGUUGAGCCUGACUUUUUUUUCUGGUAUAUGUAAAAUACUUCCCAGGAAUACAUUGGGCACUUUUGGGAAUAAUGGUUAAAUCAUUCAGGUUGUGCUUCCUGCCCCCAAAACAGAUCUACAAAAUGAUACCAAACCUGAAAGAUUUAACGGAUUUACGGUGCCUGCAUUCCACACAACCUCACACUUAGCUUUGUAUUUCAAAUGAAUUUGCAUAAAACCUGUUCAUCUUUAGCACCUUAUAGUCAAAACUUUUUAUGGCUUUCCUCCCAUGGGCAAUGCUUGAUCUUCCACAACAUAUAAACUCUGGCAUAUUUUGUACAUAUGUUUGUUCCUUUUUGGUUGUACAGACUAUUUACUUGUUCAGAAAACAUCGAGAUCUCCCAAUUUGUUCUUUACCCUGCCCUUAAAAGGAAUUUAAACUCUUUCAGAAGAUCGCCCUUCACCACAUCUCCACAGAUCACAAGCUAAGGUGAAUCUGGAAUAUAUCGUCUGCACAAAAUUUUGUGACUCAGAAAGAUCUUUGUAACUACUCUGAAAUACAUAUAAUAACAAUGUUCCAGUUACAGAGGAAUAUUGUUGGGGCAGGAAGUGAAGAAACAUCUUCAAGAAACCCACUUUACUCUCCAGUUCACAACUAGCUUUAUAUUAGAAAAACUUGGGAUUGGAAAGUCAGCCAGCCAGCCGGCCACCUGCAGCCUUGUUGAUAAAUGAAUACUUUUUCACACCAUUUAUGAAAACAAAUCUUCAACUCUGUUGCCUGUUAUAUUUAAGAAAAAUUGCUGUUUCUACUCUCUGUAUCUGAUUUUAAAAGGAAAAAAAUAUUCACGCCUGGCUUUCAGGACAUUGACUUUGAAUUCUUACGAGCAAAGGUCGUUGUGUUUUUCUUGAGUAGAUACCUAAUAAAUUUUGCUUGAGAGUA
Molecule: messenger RNA, 8264 nt
Organism: Rattus norvegicus (Norway rat)
Lineage: Eukaryota; Metazoa; Chordata; Mammalia; Rodentia; Muridae
Source: RefSeq, a predicted model, not a curated record